Macrobrachium nipponense is the source of this 735-nucleotide messenger RNA. RefSeq lists its product as uncharacterized. NCBI's taxonomy places the organism in Eukaryota, Metazoa, Arthropoda, Malacostraca, Decapoda, Palaemonidae. The record is from RefSeq and is a predicted model, not a curated record. The coding region runs from base 1 to 735 and encodes 244 amino acids. The transcript has a single exon.
AUGACGGACAGAGAAGCUUUGGUGAGGUCACGAGGUGGUCACAAGGGUGUAAUCACCAAAUGGAUAAAUAAGAUAGACUCUGCUACUGCUGCAGGUAAUGUCAAUACAUUGUCUUCAAUUAAAGAUUUAUUUAUAAAACAAAUGAAGACUGUGCAAGACCUGAAUGAAAAGAUAUUAGCUUUAACCACAGAAGAAGAUCGAAUGAAUGAGGUGGAAGAGCAAGCAGAGUAUGAAGUAGUAAUUUGGGAACAUUGGUAUAAGUUGAUCAAUGCCAUCACAGCGAUAUCAGGAAGCGGUUCUCCUGGAAAUCCUCCGACCACACCUAAGACUAAUGUUAGAUUGCCGAAAUUGGAUCUCCCACAUUAUACUGGAGAUGUGUUGGAGUGGAAUUCCUUCUGGGAAUUGUACAAUGUGUCGGUACACCAGCGAGGGGACUUGGAGCCAAUUCAGAAAUUUUCAUAUCUGCAAAGUUUACUCACAGGAGAUGCUCUAAAAUGGAUUUCAGGAUUUAAGUUGGAAGCUGCAAAUUAUUCACACGCUAUAUCUCUUCUCCAAGUCACUUAUGGGAAAAAGGAUGAGAUCAAACGAGUUCUGGUAAGAAGAUUACUAGAAAUGGAGUCUCCAUCUGCUAAUUCAGAAUCAUUGCAAACAUUCAGAGCAAAUUUUGAAUGCUCGAUAAGAUCAUUGGAGAGUGAAAACCUGGAGUUGAAUGAGCUUUACACUAUUUUGCUUUAA